This is a messenger RNA of Pollicipes pollicipes, 1010 nucleotides long. RefSeq lists its product as uncharacterized. NCBI's taxonomy places the organism in Eukaryota, Metazoa, Arthropoda, Thecostraca, Pollicipedomorpha, Pollicipedidae. The record is from RefSeq and is a predicted model, not a curated record. The transcript is spliced from 6 exons. The coding region runs from base 254 to 979 and encodes 241 amino acids.
CAGUGUCCCACCGGUGCCCCAACAGUGUCCCGGCAGCAGGGAGCCAGCGCACCAGGACAUGGCCCUCAGCCACCCGGCAGUGUUGAAUCGGCGACCGCUUUGAAUCUGAUCACGGCAGCAGGAGGGUCCUCAACAUCAUCCAGUGCUCGCGCUCUCAAGACCUCUGCUGCCGCCAGCACGACAGAGGCACCAUGUGAGCCCGACGCCGUGUCCCUUGGAAGUCCGCAUCUGAGCCUGCAUUUAGACGGCCACCAUGUACGGCAUGCUCCAGUACUACCGGAACAAGAGGAGUGAGGGCAACACCACCCAGGUGGAGGGCGCCAUCCUCACCCCCAACCACCAGGGCGGCCCGCUCAAACCGCCGCCGCUCAAGCGGGACAUGACGCAGGUCAACUGGCGCGAGAUGGCGCUGCGGCGCCGCAAGGUGGCCGACUGCCAGAUCAUCGGCUGCGUCGUCACCUCGGGUCUGCUCAUUCUGGCCGCGGGACUCGGCAUGUUCCUGGCCGCCUGGUUCGUCCUCGGCAAGGAGGACCCGUUCAUCCUCAUCGGGCCCGUGUUCGCCGGCUGCGGUAUCGUCGUGCUCCUGCUCAGCGUCGAGGUGUGCGUGCGGCGGCAGAAGGUCAUCAAACUCACCGAGGACCUCAGCUCAGACGAGGAGGACGGACACUACAUCGACGAGGGGCUCAUCAACUACGGCUUCGGCCACUUCCACGGCGACGACCCGGGAACGCCCAUCAGCAGCAAGUCCCCCGCCCACAGCAAGUCCCCCGCCUACCGUUCGCCCAUCGUGGUUCGCUCUCAGGCACAAGGCGGCGAAGACGACGAAUCGUACAAGCCAUCGUUUGACGUAGAAGGUCGCCUCCGACCCGAGGACCGGCCCCAGGUGAACGUGCUGGCGCCCACGCCGGACGUGCUCGACACCUCGAUGACGCAGGAGGCCAUUGAGAUGCUGCUCUCGCCGGCCAGCGGCCGCGGAUAGCUAGCCGUGCCCAGCGAGGAGGCGCUGUGGC